AUCCAAUUUACUAGUUCCCUUUUCUGUCCCUUGGGCAAACCCCCGAAGACCAGAGGCGAACCAUGUCCAGUGUCCAUCAAGGAUAUCAAAAACUGGCAAAAGGUGCGUCUUUUCUUGGUAUCAACGGCGUUCUAGUCCGCGAUUUCAUGCCGUAAUUCUCACAAAGAAAUAGGUUUUCAGAUCUCAGAGUGCCGUCUGCCUUCGAUCCCAGAACAAAGAACGUUUCUUUUCUGUAAACGAUUGAGGUUCGAUCUGGAUAGAAUCAGCUUCUUUUCUUUCUUGUUUUCCCUUCUGUGUUCGCGGAGAAAUAGGCUUCAUACUUCUAAAAAAUGGAUUUUUAGCUAGAAAUGAGGUCACUUUGAGGAGAAGAGAUUUUUUUUCUGGAAUAUUGUGGAAGAAACGUCUUUCGUUGAUCCUUGUUCACCGGAAGGUGGGCUUGUCGGAUAGGAAAAAUGAUACAGCUGUUGUUCCUGGUGCUCUUCGCGGAGGGGGCGGUGGCACUGAUACUGAUAUGGAAGGUUGGGCCGCUCCGGGAGCUGGCGAUGAGGGGGUUGGACCAGCUGAAGACGGGGAAGGGGCCUGCGACGGUGAAGACGCUGGCAUGCACAAUGUCGGUGAUCUUGGCAUCGAGCGUGGCCAGCAUCCUCAAGAUCCAGAACAGGGGCGCCAAGCUUGGAACCGUCACUCCAAUGGAUCAAGUCCUGUGGAGGACCCACCUACUUGAAGCCUCGCUCAUAGGCUACACCCUUUUUCUUGCUUUAGUGAUUGAUCGGUUGCACCACUACCUCAGGAAGCUGGUCAGUUUGAAAACAACAGUUGGUACAUCUCGAGAGGAAGUUGAUAAGCUUAAGAAAGAGCAGCAAAGUUUUAAAGAGAAGGAAAAGACAUCUCUAAGUGAGAGAAAAAAGCUCCAUGAAGAAGUGACACGCUUAAAAGAGAGGCUGCAGAAGUUAAAGUUAGAUUCGGAGGAGCAUGAGAAACGAGCGCAGACUGCCGAAGCCCAUGUUGCCGCCCUCCAAAAACAAUCUGAAGAACUACUACUUGAGUACGACCAUCUGUUGGAGGACAACCAAAUCCUUCAGACUCGGGCUCUAGCAAUCAGAAAUUGAGUCUCAUGUGACCUCAUGCUGAGAAGCUUCUUUUCUUUCUCUUCCACUAACAUGAGCUUUCUGUUAAUCACAUACAACCUGCAUGGAUGUCAUUGUUUGAAAAUCUUGAUUGGUGUCCUCAGUAUCAUCUAUCUUCAUUCUUUCUUUUUUUUUCUUUUCUCUCGAGCAAAGGGAGAUAAGCCGUCUGAUGUAGACUAUAUUGCAGAAUCUACAUUGAUAUCAGCAUCAGUUUCUUGGAGAAA
This is a messenger RNA of Musa acuminata AAA Group (dessert banana), 1351 nucleotides long. RefSeq lists its product as uncharacterized. Lineage: Eukaryota; Viridiplantae; Streptophyta; Magnoliopsida; Zingiberales; Musaceae. Gene Ontology annotation, biological process: intracellular protein transport; endoplasmic reticulum to Golgi vesicle-mediated transport. The transcript has 3 exons. The record is from RefSeq and is a predicted model, not a curated record. Gene Ontology annotation, cellular component: endoplasmic reticulum membrane; endoplasmic reticulum. The coding region runs from base 453 to 1109 and encodes 218 amino acids.